Molecule: messenger RNA, 2037 nt
Organism: Canis lupus familiaris (dog)
Lineage: Eukaryota; Metazoa; Chordata; Mammalia; Carnivora; Canidae
Gene: C26H22orf31
Product: chromosome 26 C22orf31 homolog
Exons: 3
Coding region: 206-1102 (298 amino acids)
Source: RefSeq, a predicted model, not a curated record
AAACUGUCUGCACGUGAGCCAAAAAUCUAAACAAACUACAAUUUGCUCAUACAUAACUGAGGCAGAGAAAGAUAGGUGACUAGAAAUAUUAAAACAAACCAAAGCAAAACAACAACAAAAAAAGCAAAAGAGGAAAAGGGAAAAGAAAAUAUAUAUUUCUUCCCCCUACUAAGCUAGCUAAAAUAAAAUUUAAGGCAACUGAAAUAUGCAUCCAAUCUAUGUGAGACGAGAGCCCAGCAUCCCCACAUAUGGGCUCCGUCGGUCCAUCUUACUGAACACCAGGCUUCAGGACUGCUAUGUGGACGCUCGGGCUCUCGCCAGCCCCUGGGUGGCCAGAGUGUGUGCAGAGCAGAACAUCAGGUCCCCAGCACCAGGUACCACCUCUUCUUGGGAAGUCGUAAAGAAUCCGUUCAUUGCCAGUUCGGUCUCCCUGAUUAAGCUGGUGCUCAGGCGACAGCUGAAAGAUAAGUGUUGCCCAGGACCACGCAAGUUUGGAGAAGCAAAGCCCUCAAAGAGAUUAAAGCCUAAGGACAAUUCAGCAACGAAAGCCACGCAGCGGGGCAGGGUAAGAAACCCCAUCACUUCCAAGGGCAAAGGGCCGGUGGGGCAGCGCCCUGGUUCACCCUCACCGAGGCUCAGGAAACCCGCAGGAGGCAUCAGCAAGAGUAAAGAAAGUUCAAAGGAGAAAAAAGUAACUGUCCGCCAAGAUCUUGAGAGCAGAUAUGCUGAACAUGUGGCUGCCACCCAAGCACUACCCGGGGACACCGGGACAGCGGCCUGGAAGGGCCAAGCGUUGCUUCCUGAAACCAGAAAGAGACAGCAGUUGUCAGAGGACAAGCUAACCAUCCACGGCCUCCCCAUGGAGAGUUACAGGGCUCUGUACCACUCUGUGGUUGAGCCGAUGCUGUGGAAUCCUUCAGGGACCCCCAAAAGGUAUAGCUUGGAGCUGGGCAAGGCCAUCAAACAGAAGCUCUGGGAGGCUCUGCACAGUCAGGCUGCCACGCCCGAGGGUGCUCAGGACCCACUGCCUGGCAGGACGCAGCUGGAGGUCCACAAGGAGCCUGUGCCCAAGAAAUGGCCCAAGUUAAAGAGUGAGAAAUAGGAACAGGAGCUCACCAGCUUAGGAUAUUCUCUCCUAGAUGUCUGAAAAAUAAACACCACUUUGCACCUUCCACAUAAUCUCGGAGUGCUUUACAAAUUAGUAACUCCCUCCCUGGGAAAUAAGACCAAUGGAUAUGAGAUUCAUUUCAUACUGAUGGCUGUUUUCUACUCUCUCAUGAUGAGGUCAUUUUGAGGGCUAAAUGCUUAGGGUCUUUUCCCUACAAGCUCCCUUUCCUUAAUAGGGGUUUGAGGGUCUCUCAGUCGUUCAGGUAGGAAAAGGCCAGGCAGAGGAAGUCAACAGUUUAAAUCCAACCCAUGUUCCUUAUUUUGAAAAGUGGACCAUCACUGCCCUCACUCACUCCACAUAGGGCUGAGCAGAAAAACCAUGACCACCUCAAGGACAUAAUCUCACAGACUCUCCAUCAGAUGCUCCCUCAUGACACCACCCCAGGCCCCAACAACACAAACUCUAUGUAAAUGGGAGAGGAAAUCCUACAGAUGUUUACAUGAACAAGGAGGAAGUCAAAGGCAUUGCUUCACGCAAACUUCUCCCUGGUGGGAUCUAUAGAUCUUUACCACACAGAGCAAUGACAACAUGUAACGCAUACUUGAUAAAAUUGUAUUUUUUUUUUUUUUACAGUCAUUUGUACAAUUUGUUACAAAACCAUAGAAGACUACAACUUGUUUGAAAUCAUUUUUGGUCGGCAAAUAUGUAAAAUCUGUGUGCAAUUAUCAUGUAUUUACAGGGCCUCGUGUUAGUCAUUUUCAAUGAUUAUUCCAACAAUGUCACGCUCUCAACAUAAGACAUGGCUUAAGAUAAAUAUAUUAGUAAAUAAAUAUUCUGAGAACAUAUUUCCAUAAAUGAAAUGUGCUGCUAUACAUAUACAGAAUAUACAUAAGUUGUUUUCUAGCCUUUAAAACAUUAAAAAAAAUGGU